AUGGGUCUCCUCGGAAAUUUGAUUGGCGAAUUCACCCACCAGGGCCAGAGCGGUAGCGGCGGCCAGCAGGGUGGCUACAACCAAGGCGGUUACAAUCAACAGCCCCAAGGCAACUACAGCGGCCCCCAGCAAGGAUAUGGUGGCCAGCAGCAGGGCUAUGGCGGCCAGCAGUACGGCGGCCAACAGCAGGGCUACGGCGCCGGCCAAGGCACACCUCAAGUCCCACCUCCAUGGCGCGCUGUCUGGGACGAUCGUGAGAACCGCUGGCUCUUCAUCAACGAGCAGAACGGCGAACGCACUUUCGAGCACCCUGGCCACGCUGGUGGCUACGGCGGCGGCUACGGAAGCAGCUACAGCCAAGGCCCUCCUCAAGGCCAAUACGGCGGCUACGAACAACAGCAACAGCCUCAGCAGAAGAAGAAUCACAACCUAGCAUACGGCGCCAUGGGUGCUGCCGCUGGACUUGCUGGUGGUGCACUGCUCAUGCACGAGGGUCAUGAAGUCAAGGAGGACUGGGAAGAAGACAAGUACAGAGCCGAGGACAAGUUCGAUCGCUUCGAGAACCGCGUGGAAGAUGCCCCUGAGGAUGCAGCUCGCUGGACAGGCCGCAAGGUCGGAGAGGUCGAAGAUAUUCCUCAGAACAUCGAGAAUGACUACGACCGUGCCAAGUACGGCGUCGAAAGACGUUGGGAUGAUGGUGUCCAGGAUGUCGAGGAUAUCCCUCAAGACAUUGCAGGAUUUGCCGGAGAGGGUGUCGGCAAGGUUGAGCGCUGGGGCGACGACGUUGACAGGUUCGGCGACAACAUGGACAACGCCUACGACCAGGGCAGAGACGAUGAACGCUAUGACGAUGACAACAACGACCGCUGGUAA
Molecule: messenger RNA, 873 nt
Organism: Aureobasidium namibiae CBS 147.97
Lineage: Eukaryota; Fungi; Ascomycota; Dothideomycetes; Dothideales; Saccotheciaceae
Exons: 2
Coding region: 1-873 (290 amino acids)
Molecular function (GO): protein binding
Source: RefSeq, a predicted model, not a curated record